Molecule: messenger RNA, 1232 nt
Organism: Oncorhynchus kisutch (coho salmon)
Lineage: Eukaryota; Metazoa; Chordata; Actinopteri; Salmoniformes; Salmonidae
Product: immunoglobulin lambda-1 light chain
Exons: 4
Coding region: 96-830 (244 amino acids)
Source: RefSeq, a predicted model, not a curated record
AUAGGUGGGUCCUGCAGCCUCUCCUCUCCUCACACUCCAACCCUGCUCAUCUCUCAGCUGGACAGUAAGGGCCGUUCACACCACACACUGACAACAUGCUGGGGACACUCUGCACUCUCAUCACUGCUCUAACAUAUGUCAGUUGCCAGAAAGCAGUGACACAGACACCUUCAGUACUGACUGUCAGUACAAAGGGGACUGCCACUUUUCACUGUGACAUCACCAAAUAUGAAAGCCAAUAUGUAUUAUGGUAUAAACAGGUUCCAGGAGGAGCUCCUCAGUAUGUGUUAAGGUUUUACCGUACUCAUGGCUCUCCUGAUGAAUAUGGAUCUGGUUUCUCCUCUGAUCGUUUCACAUCUAAAGCCACGUCUGAUAAGGAUUAUCAGUUUAUAAUCAGUAAUGUGGAGGAGACAGACUCAGCAGUGUAUUACUGUCAUACAUGGGACAAGUCUGUUAAAGUGCACGUAUUCGGACCAGGAACCAAGCUCAUUGUCACUGAUGGAGAUCUGGCUACACCUGCUGUGACUCUGUUCCCUCCAUCCACUGAAGACCUCAAGUCCAGCAGAGCAACACUGGUGUGUCUGACUAGUGACCUGUCUCAGAGAUCCAAGGGGUUGGCAGAUGUCAGCUGGAUGUCUAGCGGUGAGUCAGUAACAGAAGAUGUUUCUACCAGCCCUGCUGAGCAGCAACCAGACAACACCUUCAGGAUCAGCAGCUAUCUGACCAUUCAGACUGCAGACUGGGACAAGGACGUGGUGUUCACAUGUAAAGUGUCGUUGGGGUCAACAUUCUCUGAGAAAGAGAUCAGAAAGACUAGUUGCAGUCUGUAAAUCAAUAGUUUCAGACAAUCAAUACAACUGAUAGUUUGUUAAUGCUUCAGAAUGAGUGCAGCUGUUAUUUCAUUAGAACUGUUAAGUGAUGUGUUGAUCUUUGCUGUUAAAUAUAGAAGUUAAAAUCCUAACAACAUGGAUGGUAUUGGGCUGAAGUCUGAAUGCAGCAGUGAAUAGUAUGACCAUAACCAAUGUGAUGUCAAAUAGUUGUUUCUCAUCACAAGUUACUAUUGAUGCAUUCACUGUACCAGCAUCAUGUUCUCUAGAACAUAACAUCUGAAACACUGUCAUGAUGACUAGAUCUCUCUACUAUUGUGAAAUGAGUUGAAUUACUAAUGAUAAAGGAAUAGUUAAAGCUUUGCUGUAUUGUGGAUAUUCAAUAAAGAACAUUCUAAAGAACAA